Loa loa (African eye worm) is the source of this 1641-nucleotide messenger RNA. Its product is annotated as CBR-IFT-81 protein. Gene Ontology annotation, biological process: intraciliary transport; cilium assembly. The coding region runs from base 1 to 1641 and encodes 546 amino acids. The transcript has 12 exons. Gene Ontology annotation, molecular function: tubulin binding. Gene Ontology annotation, cellular component: intraciliary transport particle B; cilium; centrosome. The record is from RefSeq and is a predicted model, not a curated record. NCBI's taxonomy places the organism in Eukaryota, Metazoa, Nematoda, Chromadorea, Rhabditida, Onchocercidae.
AUGAAAUACUUUGAUAAAGCAUUUUCGUGUAAACAAAUUAUUAAUGUUAUUUGCGUUUCUGUUUCCCAAAAUAGACAACAGUGGAGACGUAGUAUUGUGGAAGGGGAAAAAACAGUGAUUUGUCCGAUACUAGAAUGGAUUUUUAAAAACGUGGAUGUAUUGAAAGAGCGUGCAUAUUUGGCCAAAUAUCUCACCAGGAUCGAUGUCCCAGGUGCAUUUCAAGAUCCAGAACUGAUUGAGUUAUCAAAUCAAAUUUCAGCUUUGAUGGAAGAGUUCAAAGAUGUACAUUCGCAAGUUGUAGAAGCUCGUAAGGACUCGUUAAUAAUGGAGAAUAUACGGGCUGAUCUAAAUUCUAUGAAAACCGAGAAAGAACAAUUGGGUAAGCGCACUGAUAAAAUCGAACGUAAGCUUCAUGGUAUAGCAAAUAUUGAACGUUUGUUGCGGCAGGCCGAAAAGUGUCGAUUGGAGAAUGAACAAUUGGAAAAAAUUGGACAUCUUAGGCUGGAGCAGAGAAAUUUGAUUUUAUUCAGCGACCAGAAGUUACAACGUUUGAAUAUUUCACUUGAGGAAGUGAAGAUAGCUGGUGAAAAUGUUGACCCGACGAGAAGAAUGAAAGCUCUGAAGGAAGAAAUGGAAACGAAUCAUUAUAUGGUUAAUGAAAAAUUGCCGAAAGAAAUUGAAGCAAAAAGGGCAGUUAUUGCUGAUUUGAGGAAAGUGGUUGAUGUUGCUGCUAUGGACAAAAACGAUAUCGCUGAAUUGCAACAGAAAAUCGAAAAAAUGAACCAGGAAAUUAUGGAACUGGUAAAUGAACGUAAUCGUAAAGACGAGAACACAGAUAAGCUAUCAAUUUAUCGGCAUCAGGCAUCAGUUGUUUAUAAGAAAAAAGCAAAGCUGGUUGAAAAGCUGCAAGAGGCGCGUUUGGAAUUGCAAAACAUCAUGAAUAUGGUGGAAACGAAGAAAAAUAACUUGAAAGAAAAAGGCGGCACAGAUUUUGUGAUUACGACCACGCAGUUCAAGAAUUACAUCAACAAGUUACGUAUUAAAACGUCAAAUUACAAGCGAAAGCAUGCUGAAAUGAGUGACUUAAAAAGUGAACACGCUGUACUGUCGCGCACUGCAGAUAUCCUUACAAAUCAGUGGAACAAACUUAGGCUGAAAAUAGAAGAAAGUGGCGGGAAGAUAAUUAAAGCACGUGAUGCAAAUUAUGACGAAAAAUAUGAAAUUGCAAAACCAGAGACAGAUGAUGAUGCCACGGAACGUUUCGAUGUGAGAAAACGAAAUUAUGAAACGGCUGAAGCAAGUUUUGAAAAUGCGUUUGUGGAAGUUGAGGAGAAUAUCAGGAAUAUGGAAGAUGAAAUGGUUACGAAGAAGCGGAAGAUUUUUCGUGCUGGAAUCGAACUUCAACUAAUGAAAACCAUUUCGGGGAAGCUGAGACAAGAAGGAUUAAGACUGGUUAAUCAAAUAGAGAAGGAAAUUAGCCGUGUCAAUAAGGAACUGGAAGUUUUGCAACAUUCUGAUCAAGGCAAUGGAUUAUCAAUAAAGGAAGCAACUGCUCAAGUAGCAAUGUGGCGAUCACUGAUGAAAAUUUUUCAACUUAAAUUACAAAUUGCGGAAGGAGGAAACAAAAACAGAAUGUUGUAG